AUGGCAGGAAAAUAUAAUGGAGUUCAAUCUAAAAUUUGUCAGAUAAAUGAAUUAGCAAGAUUUGUUCCAUGCACAGCCCAUAGUCUCAAUUUAAUUGGAUUUCAUGCGGCAAAUGUAACUCAUUCUAUGGUAACAUUUUUUGGUGUUGUGCAACAAAUCUUUGUAUACUUUUCAGGUUCAACAUCAAGAUGGGAAAGGUUAAAUACAGUUACAAAAGUUACAUUAAAGUUACAUUCGAAUAAACUAAAACUACCAUCAGACUUUCCAGAAACACAUAAAUGUAAAAAAAACCGUACGAGUUCUAAACUAGCUGAAGAUGAAGAGUGUAUGCUUACAUCAAAAGAAGAAUUUGAACGAGAAUGCAAUAUGGUAUUUGAUAGCAUUAUAUCUCAAAUUCAAUUGCGUUUUGAAAAACUAAAUAAUGUUAUUUCGGAUUUUUCAUUCUUAAUAGGCAAAAAUCUACAAUUAUGGUCCACUGAAUAUUUAAAAAAAUGUUCUGUUAACCUUGCGUUAAAAUACUCUAAAGAUUUAGAUGCAGCUGAAUUAUGUUCUGAGAUAGAAUGUUUUAAGUUCCAAGCUGCAUCAUUAAUAUCUGAUUUAUGUGAACAGUCACCACUCGAAAUUUUAAACUUAAUUCAUAUUUAUACUCUUAACGAUGCCUACCCAAACAUAGAAAUAGCUUUGCGCAUUUUUCUAACACUUCCCGUAUCCGUUGCUUCGUGUGAACGUAGUUUCAACAAAUUAAAAAUAAUAAAAAAUUAUUUACGAUCGUCCAUUGGCCAAGACCGAUUGUCUAAUAUGGCAAUAAUCUCAAUUGAAUCAGAAACAGCUAAUCAUUUAAAUUAUGAUGACAUCUUAGAAGAGUUUGCGUCUAUUAAAUCUCGCAAAAUAAAUUUUUAA
Melanaphis sacchari is the source of this 900-nucleotide messenger RNA. Its product is annotated as zinc finger MYM-type protein 1-like. The record is from RefSeq and is a predicted model, not a curated record. Lineage: Eukaryota; Metazoa; Arthropoda; Insecta; Hemiptera; Aphididae. The coding region runs from base 1 to 900 and encodes 299 amino acids. Gene Ontology annotation, molecular function: protein dimerization activity. The transcript has 2 exons.